AUGGAGAGUGAGGCUUUGCAGGAGGCGAUUGCAACGUUGGCUACGAGCAACUUGCGCCAGAGGCGAGAGCACAACCACCUCUCCACGGAACGAACUCUGCCAGCACGGAUGUCAUCAAUGGCUCACCGCGCCCUCACUGAUGAAGAUUUCCAAGAUCGAUAUGGCAUCUCAAUGGUCGAAGGGUAUAUGAGAGAAGAAAAUCACCAUCGAGGGAUGGCCGUCAAGGCUUUAAAUGCUGAUUUGGCCGACCCUCGUCGCAGAUUGUCGGACUCUGUACUGGCGACAUUGUUAAUGCUCUGUCUGUUCCACGGCUGUGAUACUGGCGUUGCCGGAUUCCGCGCUCAAUUCGCUGGAGUAACAAGACUACUUGCGAUCCGAAUGCGCCAUUCCCGUGUCAUACCGGAUAGCCUCAAAUGGUUCAUCCGCAUGUUCUCGUGGUUUGAUACAUUAACAGCUACCACAAAUGACCGUGACGUCCAACUACGCGGAACAUGUUUGGAGAUCAGCUCCAAAACUGAUGGAGAAUGGGGUCUGGAGAACCUGGCCGGCUGUGAUGGUCGUCUGUUCAAGCUGAUUUCUCAGCUGGGCCGUUUGAAUCUCCUGAGUCAGGAACAGGAGCCCAACCUAUCGCGCCCAAAGGAUGCUAGUGUCCCCACUGCAUCCCUCCCUCCUAACAUGCUGUUCCCGGGAUGGGAAACAGUUGUGCCCAAUCCAGGGAUGAGCUCCGUACCGGAAUACGGAUUUUCUCUUCCCACGCCACCGCAAAGUAGCGACUCAUCCCGUCGUCCUUCCUCUCCAGAAUUCUGGACAGAGUGGUAUUCGCUCAGGCAGCGACUCGAAUCCUGGCGAUUCGACCCACCUGCUCAGGCCUCUCAGGCUGCUUUCCCUUCUCCGCCCUUGUCUGCAUCUACAAUGACCUGGAACGCUACUACCUAUGUGACGCCACAGACUUCCUCAUCAGCAUAUCAAGUGGCACCCGAGAAUCUCCAGGACGUCUACCAGAUCUCGGAGUGCUUCCGUCACGCAGCCCUUCUCUACUGCGAACGUCUAGCCGAGCCGACCCUUCCAUCGUCUCAUGGCCGUAUUCAGCAUCUUGUCCAGCUCGCCAUGCACUGCAUCAUUACCGUGCAAUCAGACGUAUAUCUUCUCUGGCCACUGUUCAUUGUCGGCUCGGAGUGUGUCCAGGACGAUCACCGUUCGGUCAUCCGCGAUCGCUGCAAGGAUAUCUCCAAGGACUCUGGCUUUAUCAACAACCUUUCCUGUCUAGAGCUUCUGGAACAGAUCUGGGCUGAGCAUUCCGAUGAAUCUUCAUUCCCGAUUUAUCCCAGCGGGUUCGGUCCCCCGCCUCCGCUGGCUGGUGGCAGGGCACCAGCUUCUUCGCAGGCCUUCCGUUGGUCCCGCGUUAUGCAGGCCAAGCGGGGUGACGGCGAGUACAUGGUUGCAUAG
Messenger RNA from Penicillium mononematosum, 1446 nucleotides. RefSeq lists its product as uncharacterized. Gene Ontology annotation, molecular function: DNA-binding transcription factor activity; transcription cis-regulatory region binding. NCBI's taxonomy places the organism in Eukaryota, Fungi, Ascomycota, Eurotiomycetes, Eurotiales, Aspergillaceae. Gene Ontology annotation, cellular component: nucleus. The transcript has a single exon. Gene Ontology annotation, biological process: positive regulation of transcription by RNA polymerase II. The record is from RefSeq and is a predicted model, not a curated record. The coding region runs from base 1 to 1446 and encodes 481 amino acids.